Messenger RNA from Parnassius apollo (apollo), 1896 nucleotides. The record is from the annotation of a GenBank genome assembly. Lineage: Eukaryota; Metazoa; Arthropoda; Insecta; Lepidoptera; Papilionidae.
AUGACUUCACCACAUGUGCAUACCAUAUUAAAAUCUUUAAAGGGAAUAAAACAGUAUUAUACAUGUGGCGUUUGUUUAGAAAUGUGUAAAAAACCGGUCAUCUUAAAAUCCUGUUUUCAUUUAAUUUGUGAAGAACACUUCGAGAAAUUAGACAAAUGUCCUACGUGUCAUACACGCAUAACAGAAAAUGAGGCCUUUAAGGACGACAGCUUGGAAGCUUUUAUUCAUUCUGCUAAAGAGCUAGAUAAAUUAUUUGCCCCCUUAAAAAUGAAUUUAAGUACGUUACAAUCGUCUAAGUCUAAGAUAGAUGACAGCGCUACCACCGAUGUAAAUACAAGAAUUGCUAAAAUGAUAAAAUCCAAAGCAGAAGCUAAAGAAAAUACUAAAGUUUCUACAAAAUCUAAUGAAAAAAUUUCAAAAAUCGAAAAUCUAGAUGUUGCAAGCUCCUCCAAAAGUGAGACUGCUUCAUUUGUCUGUUGCCCUCUUGAGGUGAGUAAGGCAGCGGAAUCGCUCAAUGAGGGUAACAAUCCAAAUGCUUCACUUCUAUCUGUUGCAAGCUCUUCAAAAUUGAAUAAUACUUUUGAAAUAUGUCACAAUAAACAUACGAAAAUUUCAAAAAUUGAAAAUCUAGAUGUUGCAAGCUCCUCCAAAAGUGAGACUGCUUCAUUUGUCUGUUGCCCUCUUGAGGUCAGUAAGGCAGCGGAAUCGCUCAAUGAGGGUAACAAUCCAAAUGCUUCACUUACAUAUGUUGCAAGCUCUUCAAAAUUGAAUAACACUUUUGAAAAACGUAACAAUAAAGGCAAGACUGCUUUACAUUUAGCUUGCUGUCUUGGGAAAGUUGAUAAAGUGGUAGAGUUGCUCAAUAAGGGUGCUAAUCCAAACACUAAAGAUAAUGCAGGGUGGACACCCCUCCAUGAAGUUGUCCAGAAUGGUAGACUUGACUUGGUCAAGUUAUUGCUUCAACACAACACUCUCAUCAAUGUGCCUGGUCCGGGUAAUGAUACCCCGUUACAUGAAGCAGUGAGAUACAAGCAUAAAGAUAUUGUUGAAGAGUUAGUUAAAUAUGGUGCUCAUUUAUAUGCAAUAAAUUGCAAAGGUCAGACACCUAUACAGUUAGCCUCUAAUGACAUUAAAAAGAUAUUGGAGGAAGCUGCUGAAAAUAUAUUACAAACGCUAGGUGCUAAUGUGACUUACAUAUCUAAACAUCUAUCAGAAGUUGAUUUCGAUGACAUAAAGAUACACUGUAUCUCACAAUUUCGUACAGUUUACAAUAAAUUAAAAAAAUUAUGUAAACAUCAUAACAAUAUGCAUAUUGAGCCAAAAUUCACCGAAAAGGUUACACAUUUAUUAGUUGACACCGAAGAUGAUGGAGUGUGUUUACCCAAUUUAGAUGUUUUACAGGGCAUAGUUUAUGGAAUUUGGAUUUUAUCAUCUCACUGGGUAACAAAAUCUACAAAAGAGAAAUUGCAACCAUUCGCCGAGUAUGAAGUGAAAGGAGUGGGUUCUCCCAAAUUCAAUGGCCCUAAAAAUGCUAGAUAUAACAAAUAUAAACAGCUUCCCGGCCUUUUCAAUGGUUGUCAUUUUCAUUUGCACAAUUUUAACACUAAUUAUGAAAUUUCUGAAACUAUUAUCCUGAAUAAAACAAUACUUUCUAAAUUAAUAACUGAUGCUGAUGGUACUAUUCUCAGACAGGUUCCGAACCCUGAAUUAAUUCCAGAGUCAGAGAAACUGGUGCCGUAUCAUGCAAAGAAGGGUGGAAAAUUGGAUAUGUGUUCCCAUUACAUAAUUUUCAAAGAUAUGUAUGAACCAAUGUACAAUAUGAAACACAUAAAAGCAUUGCCAGUCAGUUGGUUAAUUGAAUGUAUCGAGAAAUAUGAGCUUUUUGAACCUGAGUAA